Messenger RNA from Chanos chanos (milkfish), 1341 nucleotides. RefSeq names its product cholecystokinin B receptor b (gene cckbrb). The record is from RefSeq and is a predicted model, not a curated record. Gene Ontology annotation, molecular function: neuropeptide receptor activity; gastrin receptor activity. The transcript is spliced from 5 exons. Gene Ontology annotation, biological process: neuropeptide signaling pathway. Lineage: Eukaryota; Metazoa; Chordata; Actinopteri; Gonorynchiformes; Chanidae. Gene Ontology annotation, cellular component: plasma membrane. Bases 1 to 1341 code for a protein of 446 amino acids.
AUGGAUUUACAAAGGCUGAACGAAACGGCUGCGUUUUUCGGGUGUCUUGGAACUCUGAAUGCCACAACUUUGAACAGGACCUCGAACCUGAGCCUCGAGCUUACUAACAGCAGCACCACCUGUGGAGACGCGCCCUUGAUACCUACAGCUCAGCCAGCGCGCGCGAAAGAAAUAGAUUUCCUGAGGAUACUGCUCUACUCUCUGAUAUUCCUGCUCAGCGUCUUUGGGAAUCUGCUGAUUAUUGUGGUUCUGGCUGUGAAUAAGAGGAUGCGGACGGUCACCAACUCCUUCCUGCUCUCUCUGGCCGUCAGCGACCUCAUGAUGGCCGUUUUCUGCAUGCCCUUCACGCUGAUCCCCAACCUCCAGGAGGACUUCACCUUUGGGGCUGCUAUGUGCAAAAUUGUGGCCUAUCUAAUGGGAAUUUCCGUCAGCAUAUCCACCUUUAGUCUGGUUGCCAUAGCAAUUGAGAGGUACAGCGCCAUCUGUAAUCCUCUUAAGUCACGUGCCUGGCAGACCCGUUCCCAUGCCUACAAAGUCAUCGCCGUGACGUGGCUCCUGUCCUUCCUCCUCAUGAUUCCAUACCCCAUCUUCAGCACCCUGGUCAAGGUCAACAAAACCAACAAAACCACUGCCCACAUGUGUCGUCACGAAUGGCCCAAGAACCAGGUGGAGCAAGCCUGGUGCAUCCUCUUGCUUUGUGUUCUCUUCUUCAUUCCUGGAGUGGUCAUGAUCAUAGCGUAUGGUCUUAUAUCCAGAGAACUUUACCGUGGUAUCCAGUUUGAGCUGGAACAAAAGAAAGAACAAGAAGGUGUGAAGAACGGCCUGAGCGUCGCCGCCGCCUCCUCCUCCGGCGACGACGGCGACGGCUGUUACAUCCAGAUGUCCAAGAGACCCAACUCCAUGGAGAUGUCUACGCUGACCUCCGCUGGACCCGCCAAGGUGGACCGGCCUCGGAGCAACACGUCAGAGGCCAAGCUGAUGGCCAAGAAACGCGUGAUACGCAUGCUGAUCAUCAUCGUGGCCAUGUUCUUCAUCUGCUGGAUGCCCCUGUACUCCGUCAACACCUGGAAAGCGUUUGACCUGCCCUCUGCCUAUCGGGCUCUGUCUGGAGCUCCCAUCUCCUUCAUUCACCUGCUUUCCUACACCUCUGCCUGCGUCAACCCCAUCAUCUACUGCUUCAUGAACAAGCGUUUCCGAAAGGCGCUGCUAGCGACCUUCGCCUGCUGCUGUAGGCCCUGUCGGAGGAGGGGACUCAGAGAGGGGGACGAUGAUGUCACGGCAACGGCGGUGUCCAUGUCCAAAUUUACCUACACCACCGUUAGCAGCAUGGGGCCGUGCUGA